GCUUGCUCAGGGUUGUUCCUUGUCGGUGACCCGGGGCGCGUCUUUCUCUGCCUGCGACUUCAGAAGCCCUGAGCGGAGGCUGAGGAUGGCGGCCAGGAUGGCUCUGCGCUUGCUGUCUCUUCUGGUGGUGGGGGUCGCUCUGCUGGAGAGCUGCUUCGGCGCCUCCUCCCACUCCCUGAAGUUUUUCUACACCGGCAUCUCGGACCCCACUCAGGGGCUGCCCCACUUUGUCAUUGUGGGGUAUGUGGACGGUCAGGUCUUUGUUCACUAUGACAGCCACAGCCGCAGGGAGCAGCCUCGAGUCUCCUGGAUGGAGAAGUUUGUGAAGGAGGAUCCCAAAUACUGGGACAGUCAGACCGAGAUAGCACGUGACUCUGAGGAGUGGUUCAGAGAAAACCUGGAGACUCUGAGGAAUCGCUACAAUCAGAGUGAAGGCCUUCACACACUGCAGCUGAUGUAUGGCUGUGAGCUCCAGAGAAACAGGAGCAAAGGAGGGUUUUGGCAGUAUGGCUAUGAAGGGAAGACCUUCAUCACCUUCGACAAGAAGUUCCUCACCUGGGUGGCUCCUGAACCCCAGGCCCAGAUCACCCAGAGGAAAUGGGAUGCUCUCCCAGGAAAGAAUCAGAGAACCAAGGUCUACCUGGAGGAAAUCUGCACUGAGUGGCUGGAGAAGUACCUGUCCUAUGGGAAGGAGACGCUGCUGAGGACAGAGACCCCAAAGGUGAAGGUGAGCAGCAGGACGGAGGCCGAGGAUGGGAUGGAGACGCACAUCUGCCGCAUAGAUGGCUUCUACCCCAGGGACAUCGAUGCCUCCUGGAAGAGGGACGGGGAGGUCUGGCUGCAGGACACUUUCCAUGGGUCUGUGACCCCCAAUGCAGAUGGGACCUACCACUACUGGCUCAGUGUCCGGAUCGAUCCCAAAGAGAGAGACCGCUAUCGCUGCCACGUGGAGCACAAUGGCCUGCAGGAUCCUUUGGACGUGGUCCUGAAGGAAUCCAACCUGGGGCUCAUCAUUGGCUGUGUAAUGGCUGUACUUGCCGUGAUUGUGAUUGUUGGGAUUUUGGCUUUUAUUUACUUUCGCAAGAGACGUCAAGAUGGCUACAAUGCAGCACCCAGUGAGGUUUUGUCCUCUUUCCAUGUAAUCUCCAAUUUAGAGCAGGAACCACAGAGUCAGUAUUGGUUGAGAGGGAUGUGUGUAUGUAUGUUUCUGUGUGCUAUCUUCCUCUUCACCCUAAAAACCAGGCUGGGGAAGAUGGGCUCCCUUUUCAUUACAGCCAGAUUGUUCUUGGAAGUGGAGUCUUCAGGGAGAAACAUCUGGGAGAAGGAACCUUCAAGAAGAUGAGAAGAUCUGGCUGGUGGAAAGUCCCUCUGACUGAGAAAUUGCUCUGUUUCCCAAGUAGGCAGAAACGAAAGGCCUGGCCAAAAGAGAAUCAGAAGCUCCAUAA
Molecule: messenger RNA, 1445 nt
Organism: Pantherophis guttatus
Lineage: Eukaryota; Metazoa; Chordata; Lepidosauria; Squamata; Colubridae
Source: RefSeq, a predicted model, not a curated record